Lipotes vexillifer (Yangtze River dolphin) is the source of this 471-nucleotide messenger RNA. It is a transcript of the gene RAMP1, whose product is annotated as receptor activity modifying protein 1. NCBI's taxonomy places the organism in Eukaryota, Metazoa, Chordata, Mammalia, Artiodactyla, Lipotidae. The coding region runs from base 11 to 457 and encodes 148 amino acids. The record is from RefSeq and is a predicted model, not a curated record. The transcript is spliced from 3 exons. Gene Ontology annotation, cellular component: cell surface; signaling receptor complex; membrane. Gene Ontology annotation, biological process: cellular response to hormone stimulus; protein localization to plasma membrane; intracellular protein transport. Gene Ontology annotation, molecular function: coreceptor activity.
UGCGGACGACAUGGCCCGGGACCUGCACGGCCUCCCGCGGCGCGGCCUCUGGCUGCUCCUGGUGAGCCACCUCUUCAUGGCCACCGCCUGCCAGGACGCCACCUUCAGCACCCUCCUCCACGAGCUCUGCCUCGCCCAGUUCCAGGUGGACAUGGAGGCCGUCGGGAGGCCGCUGUGGUGCGACUGGGGCAAGACCAUCGGGAGCUACGAAGAGCUCUCGGACUGCACCAGGCACGUGGCGCAAAAGCUGGACUGCUUCUGGCCAAACGCGGCGGUGGACAGGUUCUUCCUGUCCGUCCACCGCCACUACUUCAGAGACUGCCCCGUCUCAGGCAGGGCCUUGCAGGACCCGCCCAGCAGCGUCCUCUGCCCCUUCAUCGUGGCGCCCAUCCUGGUGACCCUGCUCGUGACGGCACUGGUGGUCUGGAGGAGCAGGCGCCUGGAGGGCAUCUUGUAGGCUGGGGGCUCCCG